This is a messenger RNA of Rhopalosiphum padi (bird cherry-oat aphid), 648 nucleotides long. RefSeq names its product CDGSH iron-sulfur domain-containing protein 2 homolog A (gene Cisd2). The record is from RefSeq and is a predicted model, not a curated record. The coding region runs from base 163 to 537 and encodes 124 amino acids. Gene Ontology annotation, biological process: regulation of autophagy. The transcript has 4 exons. NCBI's taxonomy places the organism in Eukaryota, Metazoa, Arthropoda, Insecta, Hemiptera, Aphididae. Gene Ontology annotation, cellular component: intracellular membrane-bounded organelle; mitochondrial outer membrane. Gene Ontology annotation, molecular function: 2 iron, 2 sulfur cluster binding.
AUGUAAGCACAAAAAUAAAUGUUCACAUUGCCACACUGAAGUAAAAAUAUAUUACAUUUUUCUUAACCAUUAAAUUAUUAUUUUACUUUUUUAUUAUCAGAACAUUCAACAUUCAGUAUUUGGAAAAUUGGAAUUUGAAAGAAGUGUCGUCAUUUUAAUAAAAUGGAAUUCAGUAGCAACUUAGUGAAAGUUCAUUUAGCUAAUUAUCUAGCCAAUUUACCAUUGCCAAAUUCAUUUCUUGGUAUUUUCAAAUUAGGUGGUAAAGAUAUAGUGAGAUUAAUUCCGUUUUAUGCUACGAUUGGCGGGAUAUGUUACCUUUCAUACAGAGUUGUCAAACCAAGACAUCCUGUUAACCCGUCCAUUAAAAAAGAAUCUCCAAAAGUGGUUGAUGGUUUUGACAUUGAAGAGUUAGGUGAAAGUACAGCAUUCUGUCGUUGUUGGAGAAGCUCUAAAUUUCCUUUAUGUGAUGGUGCUCAUAAUAAGUACAAUGUUGAACAAAAGGACAAUGUUGGACCAUUGAUAAUUAAGAAAAAAUAAAUCAUUAUUGCUAGUUUGAAAUCAUUGAAUACAUUUAUAUAAAUGUUUGUUAAUUGUUUUAGUUUAGUCUUAUGUUUUCAUUCAGUUAAAUAGAAUACAUAUUUGCAUUUA